Heterocephalus glaber (naked mole-rat) is the source of this 1309-nucleotide messenger RNA. NCBI's taxonomy places the organism in Eukaryota, Metazoa, Chordata, Mammalia, Rodentia, Bathyergidae. The record is from RefSeq and is a predicted model, not a curated record.
GUCCUUGCGCUUACGCAGCAGGCAGCGAAACCACUGAGCUAAAUCCCCGGCCCUAUAUAGAGAAAUUCUUAAUAUCAUGUAAGACAUGAUGUUGUCUUUGCUGUAGAGAGAACACACAGACACUUUAUGCCGCCUGAACAUGAUGCUGAUGUUCACCGAGUGUGUGCUGGACCUGACAGCCAUGCAGGGCAGAAAUCCUGAGUUGUGCACAUCUGCCGUGUUCUUGUACCAGAUUCAGGAGAGUGUGGUUGUAGACCAGGUCAGCCAGCUGAGCAAAGACUGGGGGAGGGUGGAGCAGCUGAUGUUAUACAUGAAAGCAACACAGCUGCUUGCAGCUUCCCUGCAUCUCACCAAAGCCCAGAUCAAGUCUGGGAAGCUGAGCCCAUCGACAGCUGUGAAACAAGUUGUGAAAAAUCUGAAUAAGCGAUAUAAAUUCUGCAUCACCACGUGCAAGAAACUUACAGAAAAGCUGAAUCGCUUCUUCUCUGACAAACAGAUUUAUUGAUGAAAUCAACAGUGUAACUGCAGAAAAACUCAUCUAUAAUUGUGCAGUGGAAAUGGUUCAGUCUGCUGCCCUGGAUAAGAUGUUUCAACAGACAGAAGAUAUUGUUUAUCGCUACCAUAAGGCAGCCCUUCUUUUGGAAGGCCUUACUAAGAUUUUACAGGAUCCUGCAGAUAUUGAAAAUGUACAUAAAUGUAAGCUGAAUUACACAGUAAUUUCUCGUUAUCUGUGUUUUUAUUUUCUGGAAUUUUCAGUUACCCAACAUCAACUAGUGUCUAAAAAUAUUAAAUGAAAAUCUCCAGAAGCAGUCCAUAAUUUUGAAAUUUUGUUCUGCUCUGAUCAGUAGCAUGAUGAAAUCUUGAGCUAUCCUGCUGUGCCCCAUCUUUGUCUCGAAUGUCCAUGCUAUAUAUGCCACCUGCCAACUUAGCAGCCAUCUCAUUUAUCAGAUUUACUGUCUUGGUGUUGCAGUACUUAUAGAUAGAGUUUGGUAUAAUCCAUGGUUUCAGACAUCCACUGGGCAUCUUGGCUCAUAUCCUUUGAGGAUAAGUGGUGUUUAUUGAUUCCAAUUUAGUUGUCUCCUACAGGUGUAGUAGAAAAAGUUUAGAAUUUGGAAUCAUAUUGCCUGUGUUGGCUUUCCCAACUUUAGCAAAUUACUUAACCUUUAUGUGGUCUUAGUUUCUUCUGUAAGACAGGGGAUAAUGGUGCCUACUUUGCAGAGUUGUAAGGAUUAGAAAUGAAUAUGAAACAUGGAUAGCUUUUGUCAUUAGUCUUCAGAUUUCUACACAUUAUUUUGUUGGCAAAUAUGUG